UCACUAUAGAAAUUACCAAAUUACGCGGAGCAAGACGAAUUCAUCGCGCCAGAAAUGGGUGAAAUCGGCCCAUCCGUUCUCAACUUUCGAGUUUGUAAUUUAUACAGGGUGAGGCAAAAAAACUGCAACACAUUUAAAACGCCAUAUAUUUUUCAUUUUUGUUUGGAAUUUUUUGAGUAAAACCAAAAAACGUCGGGAAUUUCAUAAACUUUCAGAAUCAGUUCAGUUUUUUAUGGUAUGUUACUGUUUGGGUGAAUUAUGAUCUUGAGACGGUAGAAGAAACCAUCGCUCGUUGCCCGCAGAGUGCUUUGUGGUAUUUUGGCUCAUUCUUGGAGAAGCGUUUGCUAAAGCUGGUCAAAACUAUGUCAUUUUUUAGGUCUAACCUUGGCCUUCAAAAUACCGCAAACGGAGAAGUCCUGCGCUUUUUGCGCCCAUAGAUAUUGACAGCCAAUGAGACAUGGAAAUGAAGUGUGAAAUGUUUCUUUACGCUAAUUUCAUGUCUCGGUUGCUUUGAGGGAAGGUACAGAGUCCUUUUAGAAUCUCUAGGGAUUUCGCAUGAAUUGUUUGCAUUUCUAGGACUGCAAUGAACCUUUUAAUAGCUUUAGAAACAUUAAUUUGUUGAUUUAUAUCGGAUCCACCGAACGAAAAUAUGCGAAUAAUGUGAAAAAUUGCGUGUUAUCGCAUCUCAACCCAUUAUCAACCCGGUUUAUGCGUCGUGGUGGCCAGCCGAGAGUGUAAAUUAUCAGCUGACUUUCCUGGAAACUAAAUCCCAUAUUUUUUUUCGUUUAAAAACUACAGGAUAACGAAUGGUUUCUCAUCAAAGAAAACAAAGUUCAGAAUUUCAUCAUUUGCGGCCAAGCGAAGCAAGGCCUCUUCACGGUCUCAAGACCAUAAUUCAUCCAAAAAGUAACAUACCGUAAAAAAAUAAACUGAUUCUGAAAGUUAAUGAAAUUCCCAACUUUUUUUGGUUUUAUUCAAUAAAAUCCUAACAAAAAUGAAAAAUGUAUGGCGUGUUAACUGUGUUGCAGUUUUUUUGCCUCACCCUGUAUAUAUAUAGGCUGUAGUCAACAAUAACCAUUAGUUCCACACGAUCAUUCCAAGCGAAUAUGUAAUUUCCUGUACAAUGGGUCUCUGUUGCGUUAUUCAAAAAGGUGCGUGCUACAAAAUGUUUUGAGCGUCAGUGGCAGGGUUUCAGGUCUGGCACGAGCGCAUAGCAUACAAAUGCAUGCAUUUGUUCAAUCACCAACUCUGCAUCGAAAGGUUUGGUGUUUAUGUACAAUCAAUCGUUUGAUCUGAAGUGCGAUGCAUUUCCUUUUAAAAGUAAUCAAAACGCGAGAGUAAUGACGAGAUUGGACAGAGGAUUGCUCUCAACAGCAAUCCCAAACAGUGAACGACCGUUUCUAAUUCUUGCUUAAUAAAUGUGGCCAUUGAAGCAAGCUACACUCGUUUCAUUGUGUGGUGUGGUUCUCUUCUGUCAAGGCAACAGCAGCGAAAUGAGAUUCGGAGAACAGGUUCAUUGAUUCGACCAUGGCAACCUGAUGAUCUUCCAGUUUGUCAGUAGUCUAAAGGUAAACGUCGUGACAGAUCGUGCCGAAGCGGCUGCUGAGAAUCCACUCUCAGGUUGCCGAUGUUUGUGUGAUUCCGAUUAACGGAUUGACACAACAAUUUCUGUGAUAGGGAAGAAAGCUCAUACGAUUGGUGAAGAUGUUCCUCUUCCUACCGAUAUGUUGCGAACUAGGAACAGUGCUUGUGGAGUUGUGAUGUCUGAUAACUACGAAGGAGUUGAGAGAUCGCCGCUUCGAACCAAACAAUAGCCGCUAUCGUCUAUGUUGCGCUGCAUUUUUUAGGCUUUGGAAUUUUGCGAAAGGACAAGAUUAAGAGACAAUUGGAAUAAUUGUAGUAUCAGUAAGACAGUAAGUGACAAGUGUAAAUAUACCAUGAGUUACGUGUAUUAGAACUUCUUGCUCUCUGUGCUUACCUAGUGUUGGUAAGAACAAACGAAUUAGAAUUCAAUUAAAUCACGGGAUAAUACAAGAAUCAUUAGUCCAAAAUUUAAAUUUCACUUCAAUACCCUUCAAACGUUUCUUGUUUUGUUGUUUCUUGUUUAACAAUUCCUAUAGUAUUGCAAAUCUUCAAUGAGCGCGUCGAAUGUAGAAACAAGUUUUAUUUUAAUAACAAAAAAGCCCAAAAAACUACACAAUUCUGCCAUCGUUCAAAUGUGAGUGUUCAACGGGACUUUUGCUGUCAGCGUCUAUCUUUGGCAGAAAAGGAGAACUCGUUUGUAUGUGGCUUUUUGGAUAAAUAUAAAACUUUUUAUUGCCUUUGGUUCGUCCGUUUAUCUGAAAUUGUGUUAGUCUAAUCUGUCCUCAUUUUCUAUUUUCGACACAUACAGUGCAGUAAUACUAUUUUUGAAUGAUAUCACAUUGAUCAAACAAACCAAUUCCAGCGAAGCAUUAAGCAAUAUAAAUGAGAAAGUGAUGCUCAUAUAAACAACAACAAAAUUCUAAUAUACUCGCUGUAGCGGUUUUUGCUUUACAUUUCAUAAUUAUUUUUUUCUUUUUUUAUGUUUUGGUCGGUGGGUGACAUAGGAAUCACAAAUGUUGCAGCAGUCGGCUACAGCAUCUAAACUAACAGUUGAACCAAAUCAAACAACCUGUUGAAUCAAAUCGAAAUAAUAUUGACAAAUUGAUAUUGCACGACCACUGUACACGAUUCGGUUCUGUUUAAAUAGCCUGUUUCUGUGCAUGCUCAGCUCAGCAUGGACAAUUACGGGUUUAAAGACAGUUACAGCUCUCCACCUACACCUUUACCUCGUAUUCCUAAGGUACUGAGGACAGCAAGCUGCAUCGAGAAUGGUUCCAUGAAGUUACCUCGAUUCGGCAAAAGAUUCAUUUUUCCCGUAACGCAACCCGAACCAUGGGAAACGAGUCAUCCAAGUACUCCGCCCAAUGGAACAUCGAUCGGCACCGAUACGGAUAGUGGACAUAGAAACGAUAUAACACAAAACAAUAGCUUCCGCCACGGUAUAGCAAGUAGUAGUAGUACGAAUAACGAUACGCCAAUUAAUGGUAUAAAUACUAGCAAAACCACUACUUCCUUUCCGGGUGGUUAUACCAACAGCGUUCCUGCUUUACCGCUGCUUAGCCAACCCGGCGCUCGGAAAACUCACGUUGAUAGUUACGAGUACAUGGAAGUGGGGCCUUCACCACCCGCGGAAAGUGCACCAAACUUUUAUGAUAGCUAUGACGAAACGUAUUCAGAAUCUAGCGCACAACUGUGCAAUGACAUCAUUCGCAUAUCGUUAACAGAGCAGAUGCGUCAAGCCGGAGGACGGUUGGCUCUCUUAGAGUGUUUCGAGUCAACCGAUCAAAUUGAAGCGGAAGAACUGUUUCGCAUCACGCCAUUUGUCUCCAACUUAUCAACAUCGCCCCAAUCAUCGUGUUCGGACACUAAUGUCGCUACUGCUACCGUACAAAAGACAGAAAAAAACAUUUGCUUCUUGUGGGCAGCAUUUUUGCAAAAAAUCUAUUUACUGAAGCAAUGCGUUCAUCUCGGUGCAGAAGUAUUUUUUUGUGAUAGUAACGGACUGUCCGCUCUGCAUCUGGCAGCAUUCAGUGGAUCCACUGAGUGCACUCGUUAUCUUCUUAGUAACGGUUUAGAUGCAAAUUUUCAACCCAAGUGGUAUACCCCACUGCAUUGUGCUGCCUUCGGCAACUCACUUUCCACCGCAGAAUUGCUAAUAGGUAACGGAGCACGACUCGAUAUCCCAACUAACAAACAUCAAUGUGAAGAAUCGCUUCUCCAUUGCGCCGUGAGAUCGAACGCGAUUGAUUGCUUACGAUUCUUCAUAGCAAAAGGAGCCGAUGUCAAUUCUCUACGCCGAAACGGCACUAACGCCAUCCAUCUCGCGGCAGAUCUUGGACAUGGACAAUGCCUUGCAGCCUUACUAGAAUGCCCAACAGCCGACACAAACGUACGUGUACGUCAAGGAGACAAGCAAAUGACGGCGUUACACUUAGCAGCAGACGAAGGAAAUCUCGAUUGCGUCACGCAGCUUCUAGCUCGAGGAGCAGACGUUCGAGCACGCAAUCAUCGCGGAUUCUCACCGCUUCAUUUGGCGGCACGCAGCGGUAGUACCGACUGUGUUGAAGCGUUACUAAAGCUUGGUGGGUGCGAUCCUAAUGUAACCGAUUUUGAUCAACGGACACCACUACAUACGGCCGUCAGUAAAUCGGAGUCUGCAGUAGAAAUGCUUGAAAUAUUAAUCGCUUGGGGUGCAAACGUCAAUCAGCGAGAUAUUUAUGGCUUUACUGCACUGCAUUUAGCAGCCUUGGAUGCCCUUGGACCAUGCGUGGAAGUACUCCUACAUCAUGGCGCAGAUGUAACAAUGAAAUCACGUAAAGGUACUAGCGCACUCAACAUUAUCAGUCGCAAGACUCCUGCCUCGCUGGGUGUCAUACAGUGUAAGCUCGAUGCAGCCAUAACUUUGACACACUCACAGGAUUCUUCUAGUAGAGAAGUGGAACUAGAAUUAGACUUCCGAAGUAUUCUGCAGCAUUGUCAUCCACGCGAAAUCAGUUACCUUAACACCUUUGUCGACGAUGGACAAAAAGAGUUUUUACAGCAUCCUCUCUGUUCUGCGUUUUUAUACAUUAAGUGGAACAAGAUCCGCAAAUACUAUAUCGCUCGCCUGCUAUUUUGCUUUACGUUUGUGUUAUUUCUAACGCUGUACGUUUUAACCGCGUUGGCUCAUAACUGUUAUAAUGGUAGCAAAGAUAUGAAGGAAACUAUACAGGAACAGGAGCUUUGUCAAAAGCAAUCAAUCUUUGGCGACAUGCUGCGAAAUAAUCCGUUCGUGAUCGAAAUGCAAUGGAUGGUGUUGGUCGCAAUCACGGUGCUCGAGAUAUGUCGCAAGAUUUAUGGCAUUACCGGUUAUAAUUCCCUCAAACACUACAUUACACAAACAGAGAACGUAAUUGAAUGGUUUAUCAUUCUUAGCGUGUUUGUCAUCUCCUACAUUUACACAAAACGCACAUAUACAUGGCAGAACCAUGUCGGAGCUUUCGCCGUGUUACUCGGGUGGACCAACUUGAUGCUUAUGAUUGGCCAACUGCCUGUCUUUGGCGCGUACGUUGCUAUGUACACUAAGGUACAAGUAGAAUUUGCGAAGCUGUUUAUGGCAUACUCGUGUAUGCUUAUAGGUUUCACGAUCAGCUUUUGUGUCAUUUUUCCUUCAUCUUCAUCGUUCGCUAAUCCUUUUAUGGGAUUUAUCACGGUUCUUGUUAUGAUGACAGGAGAACAGGAUCUAGAACUUCUGAUCAACGAUCCCGAUGGAAAAGAUCCACCAUUUUUACUGGAAAUCAGUGCCCAAAUUACCUUCGUUCUAUUUCUAUUAUUCGUAACAGUUAUACUGAUGAACCUCCUUAUCGGUAUUGCUGUUCAUGAUAUACAAGGAUUAAAAAAAACCGCUGGUUUGUCCAAGCUUGUACGCCAAACUAAGCUCAUUUCGUAUAUAGAAUCAGCGCUAUUUAACGGUUGGCUUCCAAAUUGGUUGCGUAAUCUUCUGUAUUAUACUGCACUGGUAUCGCCACAGGCCUACAGAGUAGUACUGAGCGUUAAACCUUUGAAUCCGGGAGAAUCACGGCUUCCUCGCGAUAUUAUGAUGGCAGCUUACGACAUUGCUAAGCAAAAGAAACAUUACAUGCGGAAAUGUCCCGCUUUCAAGCGCUAUAACGUUUCCUACGAUCCGAGCAUACACACAAUCAGUACCGCCAAUAGUACCAUGCCUAAAAUAGGAAAUUUCAAAGACACCGACGCUUGUAAAAUCAAUGGCCAUGGCAAAGAUCGCCAACGGACAAAUUUAAGCAGUACAGUGUUAACUGGUAAAGAUCAUUUGUCACAAUUUGGGUAUGUCUACGAAACACCGACAUUAUAUGGUAUCGCCAAUAGGUUAGACGACAAUUCUGAGAACAUUAGCGCAGUUCUUUCGGAGAUUGCUGAAUUGCGGACAUCAGUCGAGCAAAGCCAACAGAUGCUUCGUCAACUCUCGCUUCUGUUAAACAAAACUUCAGAGUGAAAGUUAAUCCUUUUUUUUCAGAAACAAUCCAAUUGCUUCAAAUACACAAACAAAUACAAAGAGAAUCUUUCUACACUGUCACUACUCUAUGGUCACUGACAAGUUUGGCAAAUAUGGCGUAAUCAAAUCGCAUUACAUGUAGUUUAGUGUUUUAUACAGACAUCUAUUGGUUUUGAAUAAAAAUACCCUUAAAAGCGGUAAAAUAGUUUUUAACAAACAAAUAAGUCGGUUCACAUUUGUUUUCUGAGCACAACCUGUACAUCCAAAAAAAUAUUUAUCUUCCGAUAUUGUAAGUUGACUGCAUAGCAAUGUCACGUGAAAUAUAACUGAAUACCAGACUGUUGAUCUACAAAAAAUCUUGAAAAAAAGGCGCCUUUUUUGAACCCGAAUUAACAUUAGUCCUCCCUUAAGCAAAUCAACGAAAAUUUUAACUCGUACCAAAACUGUAAUCGAGUACAUCUUGUACCAUUUUAAAUUAUGUGCACAUUGUCCAUUUUUAUGUAUAAUUAUCAUGGCGUUGACACCCGUUAAGAUGUUGCCAUAAGUCGUUAUGUGUAAGAUGUCAAACAAAUGGUUAUCAAUAUCAUACAACGCCGCAACUAAUCGCACGCAUUUCCAUUUAACCAAGAAUUACAUGCUAAUGUCUGAUUAAUCAGAUUGAUUCUAUGCUAUGCUCGCCUAAAAAACAAUCCAGCCCAAGAAAAACGAUGUUAAACGUGUGGAAUACAGUCGAACGCGGUAUCUCACCCAGGAAAGGGUUCUCGCCACAGGAUAAAUGAAUAAUGGCGAUAAAGGUUUCAACAGAACUUUCAAUGUUUUGCGUACCAAUUAUAUCCAAUUGAACGCAGCAACAUUGGUCAGCAGGAUAUUGUCGCCAAACGCAGCAUGAACAUCGCAUAUCCGAUAAAUGAAUUAAAAACGGAUGAACAGGUACAAAUGAAAAUAAUGAUAUUUUGCACACAACAUUUUUGACUUGAUUUAUAUAAUUACCGUAUUCAUUAGAUGAGAGUGGGAAUAGCAAAAAUUAUCCUCCAAAACAUCAACCUGUGUAACAUAUGGUAUGUUACAAAGCUUGACGCUAUGUAUAACAUAUGGUAUGUUAUGUAAUGAUAUCAAGAAAACUACUCUUGAAGGAAUAUAUUACAUCGACUUUUUGCUUAAUAUAUCACAAUUAAAAAAAGUUACGACCUAGUAAUGAAGCUAGUAAUG
Messenger RNA from Anopheles aquasalis, 7285 nucleotides. Its product is annotated as transient receptor potential channel pyrexia-like. Gene Ontology annotation, cellular component: transmembrane transporter complex; membrane. Gene Ontology annotation, molecular function: monoatomic ion channel activity; protein binding. The record is from RefSeq and is a predicted model, not a curated record. Gene Ontology annotation, biological process: monoatomic ion transmembrane transport. Lineage: Eukaryota; Metazoa; Arthropoda; Insecta; Diptera; Culicidae.